AUGGGCAGGAAGAAGAAAUCAGCGAGCAAUCAUCAAAAUAAAGAUAAUGGCUCUAAUGUGGAACCUGUUGCUACCCCAAAAAUCACAAAUUUCACCCCUGUUUCUCUCCCAGUGCAGACUCAAUCGAGAAAUGAUUUGGCCUCCAUGGGGAACUUAUUGCUUCACCUUUGGUUCAUCCUAGUGCAGAGAUCUUUAAUGGUGUCACUGAGCAGAUUGGGGGUGGAAUACCUCAACCUACUAUACAGAGAACAGGGGCCCCCCUCUGUUCAGCGAAGGCUUGCGAUGCCAGCUCCUCCACCAGCUUGGUCUAGCCUGUUUCAUCGUUCUCCACUAACUGGUAAGGGUGCUACUCUACAAUUUGUGGCACCAGUUGUGAAAGAAGGGAAGAAGUUGGCUCAAUUGCAGAAAACUGAAGUAGAUGCUAUGACUGAGCGCUGGAUUUCUUCAUUGGUGAUGUAUGUGGUGGGAGAUGUUCCUACAAUUGCUUCUGUAAAACGUUACAUAGCUGCAAAUUGGAAUCAGGUAGGAGUCCCUAAUGUUUUCCUGCAUGAUGAUGGCUACUUUGUCAUCAAAUUCUCUUCACUUGCUGAGAGGGAUGAAAUUCUCUGUAAGGGACCCUAUACCUUUUUUAACAAACCUGUGAUCAUUAAACCUUGGACAGCUGCUUUCAAUUUCUAUGAGGAGGUGCUCAAGAGUUGUGAUUCCCUUAGUAGGAUUGCAAGCCUUUUGGGUGUGCCAGUGUGUGCAGAUGACUGUACCACUAGACAACAAAGGGUAUCCUUUGCUAGAUUGUUAGUUGAGAUGGAUGUCACUGCUAAUUUGCCUGACCAUGUGUGGAUUGAGGAUAUCAAUGGUACUGAAUUCAAGCAGCAGGUGGUGUAUGAUUGGAAGCCUUCAUAUUGUAAGCAAUGUCAGAUGCCAGGGCACAACUGUGAUGCAGUUCCUGUUAGGAAGGAGCCACCAGUGGUGAAAAAAGUAUGGGUGCCUAAGAAGCAGCAGAAUAAGAUGACUACCACUACUGUUGUUGUUACUCCUACUGCAACACCAGUAAAUCAAGCAAUGCCUAUGACUCAUUCAAGAGCAGAUGCAGGUUGGAGAGUGGCUACCAAGGGUACAAGAAGUGUCCCAAUUGUCACUAGCAACACUUUUUGUCCAUUGGUUGAGGAUGCUUCUGAUGAAGAAUUGGAAGAAGAUGAAGAUGAGGGUGCUCUGGAGGGUGAUUUGGAUGCUAUUCUACCACCUGAUCCCCUAUCUAUUCUUGAAACUAGAGUUAAAGCUAGCAAGUAUCCUGUUGUUAGAAAAAAGUUUGGUAGAAACUGGUGUUGGUUGGAAAAUUACCUAUACUGUCCUAGGGGUAGAAUUUGGGUGGGAUGGCAAGCUAGCUUAGUAUCUGUUAAGCUGGUAAAGAGUCAUGAGCAGGUUAUUCAUAUGGAGGUGUGUGAUUUACAUGGAGUCUUUAUGUUCUACUUUUCUGCUGUGUAUGGACUGCAUACCAUAGAUGAUAGGAAGCACUUGUGGAGUGAAUUGGGGGGUAUAAGUGUCAGUGUGGGGAAUUCUCCUUGGCUCAUUUCAGGGGACUUCAAUGCUUUGCUAGAUGUGCAAGAUAGGGUGAAUGGAAAUCCAGUUUCUUUGGCUGAGGUUAGGGAUUUUUCUGCCUUUGUUGAUACUUACCAGUUGGUUGAGCUUAAAAGUAGUGGCCACUAUUUUUCUUGCCCUAUCCUAAUUAACUGCUUGCCUGAUGAUAAAGGUGGGGGUAGACCUUUUAGAUUCUUCAAUUACUUAGCUGAUCAUCAUGAUUUCUUACCUACUGUAAAGUUGUGUUGGAGGCAUGCUAGUGGUUCUACUAUGGCUUCUGUCUGGAGUAGGUUGAAAAUGAUAAAACAGAAGCUGAAAAACUUGCAUCAUCAGGAAUAUAGAGGUAUCCAUGAGAAAAUUGAGCAAGCAAGACACCAAUUAAGUAGUGUCCAGACCCAGUUACAGCAACUACAUGGUGAUACUUUGUUAUUGGGCCAGGAGCAAGCUUGUGCUACUCAUCUGAGGAAAUGGCUUAGAAUUGAGGAAUCUGCAUUAAGGCAAAAGUCAAGACUACAAUGGUUAAGAGCAGGUGAUGCUAAUAACAAGUUCUUCUUUGCUGCAGUCAAGGAAAGAUACAGAAUCAACAAGAUCUCAGUGUUGUUGGAUGAUAAUAACAAUAAGCUGGACAAAGUGGAUGAUAUUCAAGCUGAAAUUAUGAAGUUUUAUGGUUCUUUGUUGGGGUCAUGUGCUCCCACUUUGCCUAUGAUUGAUAUUCCUGUUAUGAGAGAUGGUAGCACUUUAAGUUACCAGGAGAGAGCUCUUCUUUGCAGACCUGUGACAACAAGAGAAAUAGAUGAAGCUCUAAAGGGGAUUGAUGAUAGUAAAGCUCCUGGCAUUGAUGGUUUAAAUGCUGUCUUCUUUAAGAAAUCCUGGGAAGUCAUUAAAGCUGAUGUUUAUUCUGCCAUCCUAGAUUUCUUUGAUCACAAGAAGCUUCUCCCUCAGAUCAAUUGUACUACAAUUACACUGGUUCCUAAAAUCUCUAACCCUACUAAAGUGAAAGAUUUUAGGCCUAUAGCCUGCUGCACUACUCUGUACAAAAUCAUUUCUAAAAUCCUAACUUCUAGGUUGCAGAUGGUAGUUGGAUCAGUUGUUAGUGAAUGCCAAGCUGGCUUUAUCCCUGGGAGGCAUAUUGCUGACAACAUUAUGUUGGCUACUGGGUUGGUUAAGGGAUAUAACAGGAAACAUCUCUCACCAAAGUGCAUGAUUAAGGUUGACCUUAAAAAGGCUUAUGACUCCAUUGAGUGGAGCUUCUUGGUUGAUGUGAUGAGAAGCUUAGGAUUCCCUGAUUUGUUCAUUGAUUGGAUUGUUGUUUGUAUUUCUUCUGUCACUUAUAGCAUCCUGCUCAAUGGCAAACCUUGCCCUCCCUUUGCUGCAAAAAGGGGUUAA
This is a messenger RNA of Spinacia oleracea (spinach), 2961 nucleotides long. RefSeq lists its product as uncharacterized. Lineage: Eukaryota; Viridiplantae; Streptophyta; Magnoliopsida; Caryophyllales; Amaranthaceae. The transcript has 5 exons. The record is from RefSeq and is a predicted model, not a curated record. Bases 1 to 2961 code for a protein of 986 amino acids.